Rhodofomes roseus is the source of this 1847-nucleotide messenger RNA. RefSeq names its product ras-induced vulval development antagonist-domain-containing protein. Gene Ontology annotation, cellular component: nucleus. The coding region runs from base 106 to 1590 and encodes 494 amino acids. Gene Ontology annotation, molecular function: chromatin binding. NCBI's taxonomy places the organism in Eukaryota, Fungi, Basidiomycota, Agaricomycetes, Polyporales, Fomitopsidaceae. The record is from RefSeq and is a predicted model, not a curated record. The transcript is spliced from 3 exons. Gene Ontology annotation, biological process: regulation of gene expression.
GGCUGCUUCACUGCAUCUUUCACGCUUCGACACUGGUACAGAACAAGCCCUCUACACUCUCAACUGAGACAACCGCUGUUAUCUACUUGCUUGACUUAAGCUAAUAUGGCUACGAUACACCCGUCGCGCAUGGGCCUCGUGCCCCAGGACCCGCCAAAAGACGUCUACGCACAAACGCGCGACCGCCGACGCUCCCCGUCUCCGCGUGCCCCCCGCCGUCGAUCUCCUCCGCCACACCUCAGCAGAGACAAAGACCGCCACGACAGACGAGAUCACAGGGACGACGACCGCGACCGCGACAGGCGUCGCGACAGCGAGGCGGGCAAGCGGGCGGAGCGCGGUCGCGCACGGGCGGACGACUACUUCGACGAGGCGAGCAGCGGCGGGGAGGGACGUGCACCCCCCAAGCGGGCUCGGUCGAGGAGUGUCGACAAGGAGCGGGAUCGCGAGAGGGAGGAGCGCGGCGAGAGGGAGAAGGAGAGGGACAGGCCGAGGAGGAGGAGUCCUGAGUAUAGCGAGUAUAGGAGGCCGUCGCCGCCGAGGGAAGGCAGUGCGCCUGCGCCGUGGAGGCAGCAGGAGAACAUGUACCCGAGGGGAGGGGGUAUGGGGAGGUUUGCGGGCGGAGGCGCGGAUUAUAUGGAGAGUCGACGACAGCAACGCGAGAGCAACACGCUGAGCAUUUGGCCGCCCUCGCCAAAAGCACCUGCGCGUGAUCUUUCCGCGGAACGCGACUCGAAACACCGCAAAAAGUCGCACAAGCGACGCCACGAGCCUGACUCCGACACAGACACGGACUCUGAGGAGGAGCACCGUCGCAGACGGAAGGAACGCAAGAAGUCGCGGAAAGAGAAGAAAGAACGCGAACAUGAGCGUCCACGAGAACACCGACGGCACCGCUCGCGCUCGCAUCGCCGCAGCGAUGAGCAAGAUUCCGAGGACGAGAGGGAACGCCGGCGCCGGAAGGAUCGUCAUCGUAGCGAUACUCGGACGAAGAGCCCGGAGCAGCGCCCGCCCACAACGGAGGCGGAAGACGACGAGUGGGUCGAGAAAUCGGCGCCCACGGGCGUGGUGGCGGCUGCGCAAGGCAGCGCUAGCCCGCCCAAGGCCCCUCCUUCCAUGCCACCUCCAGCUCGCCCCGCGUCGCAGCCUGCCAUGGACGACGAGGAAGACGAGGGCGAGGACGAAGACGACGAAGUUGGGCCGCAGCUCCCUCAGAGGCUCAACAACUCGCGCAGCAAAGUGGACGAGCGACAGUACGGUGGUGCGCUGCUGCGCGGCGAGGGCAGCGCCAUGGCCGCGUUCCUGAAGGACGGCACGGACAUGCGCAUCCCGCGGCGUGGUGAGAUCGGGUUGGAGUCGGACGAGAUCACGGCGUUCGAGUCGGUGGGGUACGUCAUGAGCGGGAGCCGCCACCGGCGCAUGAACGCGGUGCGUAUGCGCAAGGAGAACCAGGUCAUCAGCGCGGAGGAGAAGCGGGGCAUCUUGAAGCUCCAACAAGAGGAGCGCGAGCGCAGGGAGGCGAUCUUGAGGGAGGAGUUCCAGCAGCUUGUGGACGAGAAGCUCAAGUCUCAGGGCGGGCCUGCGAAGUGAGGGCUUGUUGGAACUCACUCCUGUUGUUGACUGUACUGUACAGCGGCCACCAUACAUGCUAUUCACUGUGUUGUAUCCCGACAUCCAUGGACCAUCUUACACCAUUCUGUCACUUAUGCAGGCGAGAAAAACUGUCGAUGCAGAGCUUUGCCCAGGAAGCCAUUCACAUAAGCGUACUUUGUAUACAUAGCUGCUCGAAGUACUUGUAGCGUCGAAUCGAGCUUUGAAUGGGUAUGGAACUGACUGGGUUGCCUAUU